Messenger RNA from Neoarthrinium moseri, 3993 nucleotides. RefSeq lists its product as uncharacterized. The record is from RefSeq and is a predicted model, not a curated record. Lineage: Eukaryota; Fungi; Ascomycota; Sordariomycetes; Amphisphaeriales; Apiosporaceae. The transcript has a single exon. Bases 1 to 3993 code for a protein of 1330 amino acids.
AUGGCCUCGCAUAUCACUUCUGCUUCAAAGCCAACGCCUGAGACACACAUCAAUGUCGAUAACCAUGCACGGGAUUAUGUGCACCUCGCGCCGCCUCAUUGGGAGAGCGAGUCUCCAGGUGCCUCCAAGGUUCCUAUAGUUGAUCCGCAUCACACAGCCACGGAAGGAUGGCAUGCGCCUUACCUUCGACGAAGAACCCUUACGCUAUUUAUCAUUAUAUUUUUGAUAUGCAUCAUUAUUCUUCAAGGACUGGUCGUUGCCUCUGAUAAGCAAAUAGGCCUGGGCACAAGCCAAGAGCGGCUCCAUUACUUAUGGACGUACGGCCCGACUGCGUUCCUUACGCUGCUGGCAUCGUUCUGGGCGAGAGUUGCUUGCCAGGCCAAGCUCGCUGCACCAUGGAGCCGAAUGUCUCGAGGUCCAGGCGGGGCCAAGCAAACUGUCCUACUGGACUACUUAUCCAUGUGGCUUCCCAUCUCAAUUUUUCAAGCCGUCCGAAACAUGGAUUUUUCUGUGGUGGCUGCGUCAGCAAAUCUCAUAAUCAUCAGAGUGCUGAUUGUCAUAUCGACGGCAUUAAUUACCCUGUCUCCUGUUCAGGUGCUUCGUUCAGAGGUCCCGUUGGUUCUCAAAAGCAGAUUCGCCGAGAACUCAACUGGGAUCAGGAACUCGCCCUUGGCAUAUUAUACGCUCGAGGGCCUAAUCCGCUUCAACAGCACGGCAUCUGACGGGUUUACGUCAGACUGGGCUUAUCAACUUGUGGAGUCCAUGACACCCAAAACCAACCACUUCAGUGCAACUGUAGAUGGCUUUUCCGCCGGGUUAGACUGCGAAAGCGCAAAGAUUAGCCUGGUGGACUCAAACCGGGCUGUCAUAAACAAGACGGACUACACCCGAGUGAGAAUGACCCUUGAGUCUGCCGAAUGCAGUAUGUUUCUGCCGAUGUUUGGCCCAUCUGCUGCACGGCAAAUCGGUACUCCUUCGACUUUCCUUCGGUUCCUGCAGGGAGGGUGUAACGGGUCGACCCUCAAUGAAGAUCUUUAUCGGGUUGGAAUCAUCUCGUCGACUAUAAACUAUACAGACAUGGUAUUUGCGCAGCACGUCGAGCGCCCCGCCGUCCAGGAUGUCUACAAUGUUUCCAGCACCCUAAUAAGAUCAACGGGGCUGAUAUGCAAGCCUACUUACGGCGUCAGGCCCAUCGAUCUCAUCAAAAACGAUACGAAAACAUACAUUUCGAUCCCCAGCGAGUCAGCACCUCGACAGCUGAACCAGGUUCGCUCUUGGGAUAUUAUGACCGCUUUUUUUGGUAGCUUCCUGAAUUUGUUAUGGACAGAUUUGCAGACAGAGUACACCAAAACGUCCUUGAUAGACGUUCGCGACGUGCAAGUGGAUGUCGACCAGCCAAUGCGCGCAGCUCUGGAGCUCUCGAAUGUGACGACAGGCUUACCUUCUGUUGAGUCUUUCUUCGACGAAUCAAGUCUCCUCCACUUCGUUCAAACCUACUAUCAACAAUAUGGAGCCAUUAUUGCUCAUAACUUAUUGACUGAGGUCGCCACAACCCCUAUCGAAGGUUCCGCUUGGGUAGAACAGGACCGCUUGGUUGUACGAAGCUUGGCUGCCCAUCUAAUGACGGGUUUCCUUAUACUUGCUAUUGGGUUGGUAUUUGUCAUCUGGUGCAUGACAGUUCGCCAACCUGUGCUCCCUCGGAGUCCUAGCAGUCUCAUCGGCACUGCUGCGCUACUAGCAAACAGCCGAGUGUUCCUGAACUCACUGCAUGGCAUGGGAGCUGCAAGCCUGGAUAGCCUUCGGGAUCUCAUGGACUGCUGGGAGUACGAAACGAAAACCGAGAAUGGGUGCUUUGCCGUCCAUAACCAUCAGAGACUGCCCACGAAUGACGACUUGGAAGUACGGGGGAGUGAAAGGCAUAAUUCUCACCCUAGGACGCUUCGUCCGAUACUACGGAUUGGUGUCUAUGCCAUACUGAUCGCUAUCAUUGUUGUGCUGGAGGUCACGCUCAAGAUUUCCCAGUCAGACAAGGGACUUGGCGAUGCAGGAGAUGAGACUUAUGUUCAUUAUCUAUGGACUACAAUCCCAGCCGUGGUGCUUACUCUAUUUGGCAUGUAUUUUGCCGGGGUUGACUUCGACACCAGAGCCCUGACACCUUACGUGAACCUCAGCCGGGGCGCCACUUUUGAAACUUCUGUUGGCCUCGACCUCGUCGACCGCUUUACCCUUCCUACCAUCGUCAAAGAAAUUACCACAAAAAGCUACGCGGCGUUAGCAUCUACAACUACUGUGGCACUCACGUCCCUGCUCACCAUCUUUACCGCGUCUCUGUUCUAUACGACCUCGGUCCCAACGGUGUUCCCAGCCGCUUUGAAUACAAAAAGCCUGAUAUAUACAGGAAAGCUUGAAUCAGGAGCGGUACCGGAUGGAGAAGGGAUCCUGGCUUCAUCGUUAAUAUUCCUAAGUAACCUUUCGUAUCCCGCCUUCACUUAUGAAGACCUUGUGUUCCCAGAAGUUGAGCUCACAGGCAUUGACUCAGAUGGUUCAAACAAUCACAACUCGUCCAACUUUAUGAUCAAUGCCACAGUAUCGGCCAUGAGGUCGCACCUCUCUUGCAAAAUAUAUGACCAAUCAGAGAUACAGGCCAACAUCACUCUUGGCACCAACGUUACACGUUAUUACAGAGACGCAAGCCAUAAUUCCACAGCCAAGUACAACUAUCUGAAUCCUCUCAGAGUAGUGAUAAAGGGAGAAAGCUGCAACAUGGACCCGGAUAUUGGCACCAACCUACUCUUGGGCACGGACGUGAACGCAACCAGCGGAUAUUUUGGAUAUGGAGAUGCCGCGAUGGCCGGGAGUUUUGUGACCGGCUGUAGUGAUUUUCUAUAUAUGUGGGGUAGCUGGUCAAGGCCCUCCGAGGGUAACACCGGCGCUGUUGUAUCCGCGUCUGCUAUGGGCUGUAACGAAUCUUACGAAAGCGUCGAUGUUUCGACAACAUUCUUAGGGCCUGACCUACGCAUAGAUCCGGCGUACCCUCCCAGACCCGACGAGGCAACAAUGCGAGCCAUGGCGAUCCCGCAAGAACACAAGGACAACUAUAUCUAUUAUCGACUGGUUCCAAUGACUGGUGUAAUGAACCUGGAUACCUUUUUCACCCUUGCCACAACAAGCCGUUAUGGCAUGCCGCUGGCGCUGCUUGAGGACCCAUCAAAUGCUCAUAUUGUGGCAGAUGUGAUAAAAUUUCACCAUGGCAUUAUCCGAGCUCAGGUCGCAAGCAGCAGCUACCGCGGUUCGGUCCGUCCAUCCUCAACAGACAUACCUGCCGGUAUCUCAGUUGUUGGCCAAAUGAACCAGACAACAAGCAACCCCGCCAUCGUUGAUGAUACUUCGACUCGUCGUCGGGUCGUGCAGGACCCUGCCUCAACACAUGUCAUCGAGGCUCUCCUGGUGGCGACACUGGUGUGCUCCAUGGUCGGCUGGUUCCUCAUGCGGAAUACGGAUGUACUUCCACGGAGCCCGACCAGCAUUGCAAGCGUGGCGGCACUGCUGUCAGACGGCAACUUAUUGCAAUACUUGCCGGCCGGUGCAGAAUGGACUGGUACUGGAGAUUUGGCUGGGAUGUUUGAUAAGCUUGCAGUGUUCUGUCUGGGAUGGCAACCGUCCACUGAUGCUUGCGGAGAUCGAUAUGCAAUCUGUGUUAUGCCAGGCGCUUCACAAAACGAGAAGGCUUUCUCUAUAAAUGAAGAAAGACCAGUGCAAGCGACCACGCCUGAAACAAGUCCUCCAGAGCACCAGCGUGAGGAAUCGUUGAGUGGUAUAGGAUACUUGCGUGUUUCUCAACGAACCACAUUACUGCACAGGAAUGUAUCUGACAGCUCGAGCUUUCACCGAGGCGAGGAGAUGGAAGAAAUACCCGUGUCGCCUGUCAGCUCUAUGCUUCCUAUCCAAACCUGGGAUGAUGCCUGGGAUCAGACGUCAGGUCGUCACCAUUAG